CAGAGCAGCCAGAGGAACAGAGAGGCUGAGAACAAUCCAACUGUUCCCAAAACUGACGCUGAAUUCACCUCCUCAGCCUCCAACAUGAAGGUCUCCGUAGCACUCGUCUGCCUACUCGUCGCAGCAGCUACCUUCAUCUGCCAGGUGUUUUCUCAGCCAGAUGCAGUUAAUUCCCCAGUCACCUGUUGCUACACAUUCGUCGAUAAGAAGAUUGUUGUUCAGAGGCUGGCGAGCUAUAGAAAAGUCACCAAUGCCAGGUGUCCCAAAGAAGCUGUGAUAUUCAAGACCAAACUGGCCAAGGAGCUCUGUGCUGACCCCAAGCAGAAGUGGGUCCGGGAUUCCACUGCAUACCUGGACAAGAAAACUCAGAUGUCAAAGCCCAAAACCCAUAAUUCCGCAGCUCACUCCACAACCCAAGAAUCCACAAUUUAUUCCACAACACGAGAAUCUACAACUUACCCUACAACCGGAGAAUCUGCAGCUAAUUUAUUUUCCUCUAGCUUUUCCUAGAUGCCCUCUGUUAUUAUUUUAUUAUAACCCCAUAGAAUAUGAACUUUGUUUAUUGAUAUGAAAUAUGAUGCCUUAAGUAAUUCUUAUCUUAUUUAAAUUAUUGGUAUUUUAACUUUAUCUUCUUUACAUUGUUUUCCCUCCGUGAACUCUGAUUCCAUUCCCGGAGUGUUGUGAGCGUCCUUGCAAGGAUCAUUUGCACAAAGACUUUUUGUUUUAAAUUCCAAGGCAUUGUAAAAAUAUUAUUGUGGAAAUGAAUGUUAUUGUAUAAGUAUCAAAACAAAUAUAUAUUUUUGUACAAAA
Molecule: messenger RNA, 810 nt
Organism: Loxodonta africana (African savanna elephant)
Lineage: Eukaryota; Metazoa; Chordata; Mammalia; Proboscidea; Elephantidae
Product: C-C motif chemokine 2-like
Exons: 3
Coding region: 85-510 (141 amino acids)
Biological process (GO): eosinophil chemotaxis; immune response
Cellular component (GO): extracellular region
Molecular function (GO): chemokine activity
Source: RefSeq, a predicted model, not a curated record